AUGGCACCCGGAAUGAGAAGUCCAUACGGUUUACCAAGUAUUCUUUUUUUCUUUGCGUCGAGCUUAGUGGAUGACGGCACUCCGGCGUACCCUUCUUCCCACCAGUCACGCGACAAUUGUUCCGUGAACAGCGACAUGUACUACCCCAUGGAUGACCACCAUCGUUGGGAGUCCCCCUACUCCUCCAAUCCCUAUCCCCAGCAAGACUGGCGCGACCCCUCCCUCCCUGCCUGCGGCAGCACCGAGUUUUACCCGUCUCUGUACGAGCCGUCCCCGUCGCUCGGCUACUCGGGUCCCGUGUAUCCCUCGGAUCGUCCGCUUCCUCUGCAUCUCUCCCCCGAAGAGAGCUACACCAACCCCUCCCUCUACGACUUCUCCGACCUCUCCCACAUGUCUCGCGGCUACGGAGAUGCCUAUCAAGACCCGUACCGAGACUCCUGGUCGCCCCCGACCGACAACUUCUGGGUCAACGUUCCCGCGCAGCCCUUCGACUCCUCUGCGUCCUCGCGCGGCGUCUUCGGGCUCAGCGACAGCCUCUAUCUGGACCGCAUGGACGUCGACGGGAUGAGCUCCUUCAACUCCUCCACCGGGGUCUACGCUCCCAAGCUCCACGCGCGCGCCGUGGACCCGCUCCCUGGCUUUCAGACGGGUCGGUCCGCCCUGCCGCGCGCAGGAGGCCUCGCUCCCGCGGGGACCAGCACGAUCUCCCCGCCGGUGCAUCUCUCGCCGCUGUGGUCGCUGCCGGUGUACCGGUCGAUCUGGAACGCGCUGGAGGAGUCGAAGAAGGCGCAGCUGGCGAACGCGCCGCUGCUGGAAGACCCGGGCGACCCGGUGGCGAUCAAGCGGCUGAUCGACCGGGGCAUCCAGGAGAAGAAGUCGUGCCGCAUCACGCGGGCGCGGACGAUCUUCGUGGAGCUGGUGGUGAAGUACGCGCGGAACGUGCAGGUGUGGCUGGAGUUCUGCCGGCUGGAGAUGGAGUGCGGGGAGUACUCGAACGCGCGCGUGGUGCUGGAGACCGCGAGCACGCAACACCCGAACAACGAGCUGCUCCUGCAGAAGCGGCUGCGCGUGGAGGAGCGGCUGCGAAGCGUGGAGAACGUGAUCAUCAUAAUCAACGAGCUGCAGUUCAUGGACACGCAGAAGUCGAUGAAGAUCCUGGUGGAAGGGAUCGGGAUUCUCGCGAAGCUGGGAUACGAGAAGAUGGCGUUCGAGUUCAGCCAGAACAUCUCGACGACCUCGAAGUAUUUCACGGGGAAUCUCUAUCUGGAGAUGAUGCUAGGCGAGCAGCGGAGCGGAUCGAUGAAGACGCUCAUGCAGAUGAUCGACAACGCGCUGGUGCUCUUCCCCAAGUACGGUCCGCUCUGGUUUUUCUGCUUCAACCUCACCGAGCAUCUUCGCCAGCUGCAGUGGAACAAGGAGUCCAUGAUGGAGCUCAUCUCCGUGGAGUCCAUGGAGAAAAACGCGCAGCUCGCGCGCGACAGCCUCACCGUCGAUAUUCUCUGGAAGGUUUUCCUUCUCCGCGUCGAGUACUGGUACCGAACCUGCAUGUUCCUCCGCCAGUUCACCUUCGACAACCCCACGCGUCUGAAAGAGCUCGUCGAAGCGGAGCUCUACAUCUCCCACCGCGUCAACCGCAACAUGGCCUUCUGCGUGCAGACCUGCCCGCCCAAUCUUCUCUGGAAAAUGUACAUGACCAUCGGCCGCUACACCUGCCUCCUCGGCUACCGCCAGCUCGGCCGCAAGCUUCUCCAGCGCGCCUUCCGUCUCUCCCCCGUCAAGUCGCGCCACGCCGUGAUUCUGGAGUACAGCAAGCUCGAGUACUGCGCGCUGCAUCUCCCCACCAGCAUCGGACUGCUCAACUACGGCAUCACGCUCUUCCCUUCAGAGUGGAAGCUGCUUCUCGAGCGGAUCCAGCAGCUCGUGCUGAAGGAGCAGUACUCGGAGGCGCUGCGCCUGAACAUCAACGCGCUGAAGAAGCACAUCGGCGCGGGCCGCUUGUGGUCCAGCUACAUCCACAUCGUGCAUCAGUGCGUGUACAGGAGGGGCGUGAGGCGUAGGAUGUUCGGCCCGGAUGCCGCGAUGGCGGUAUUCCACAACGCGCUGAAACACGUGGCGAAGUCGGGCGAGGUGUGGUGCGAGGGCGCGCGGAUCUAUAUGAACCCCACAUCGUCGCAUUUCCAUCUGCUCAAUGCGUCCAAGUGUCUCAACUACGCGGUGUUUUUCACGCCGCAGUAUGGCGAUAGCUUCAUUGAGGUGGGAGCGGGGCGCCCCGAUCAAGUCUAG
Blastocystis hominis is the source of this 2283-nucleotide messenger RNA. RefSeq lists its product as hypothetical. The transcript has 2 exons. The record is from RefSeq and is a predicted model, not a curated record. The coding region runs from base 1 to 2283 and encodes 760 amino acids. Gene Ontology annotation, biological process: mRNA splicing, via spliceosome. Gene Ontology annotation, molecular function: protein binding. Lineage: Eukaryota; Bigyra; Opalinata; Blastocystidae.